Messenger RNA from Camellia sinensis, 534 nucleotides. RefSeq lists its product as uncharacterized. Lineage: Eukaryota; Viridiplantae; Streptophyta; Magnoliopsida; Ericales; Theaceae. The record is from RefSeq and is a predicted model, not a curated record.
AUGCGUGCGAACAAGAGAUGCAACAAAGCAAAGAAGAAGCAAAGCAAGUUCAUGAUAUGUAUAAGAACACCCAUUAGAAUUCUAAUCAAGGCUAUAGACUUUUACGAGAAAACCCUCCUUGAUUGUGCCGGAAAGACCAGUUGUGGGAGUGUGGUGUGUUCUGUCCCACAGCUUCUUCCCCAUUUGCCUCGAAACAACAACAACAACCACCAUGCCGGUUUGUCUAAUGAAAUCGAUAAUGAAGAUGUGAGGAGGCUUGUGAGAGUUGUGUCUAAGAGGCAUACGGGGCGUGAAGCAACGACGAAUAUUGAUCUGCAGCAGGAGGAGGGAGAGGUGGCGAAGGGGGGUAAUGAUGGUGUGGGAAGGAGUUAUGGUGUUGGGAUUGGAAAGAUUGGGAGGAUUGAUGAAGACAAGCCUUGUGAAUUUGAGGAGGAGGAAGAAGAUGAUGUUCUUGAGGGAAAGAAGACUGAUUUGUUGAAACCAAGAAGCAAAAGCUAUGGUGUUAGGAGGAGGAGGAACAUUGUAUAUUACUAG